This is a messenger RNA of Oreochromis aureus, 5115 nucleotides long. RefSeq lists its product as uncharacterized. Gene Ontology annotation, molecular function: RNA polymerase II cis-regulatory region sequence-specific DNA binding; DNA-binding transcription factor activity, RNA polymerase II-specific. The transcript has 2 exons. The record is from RefSeq and is a predicted model, not a curated record. Gene Ontology annotation, biological process: regulation of transcription by RNA polymerase II. The coding region runs from base 332 to 1063 and encodes 243 amino acids. NCBI's taxonomy places the organism in Eukaryota, Metazoa, Chordata, Actinopteri, Cichliformes, Cichlidae.
CCAGGGGGCGUAGGUUUGACCGGCUUCUGGGAGGCUCAGACACAAUGAACCGUCAGACAGUGAGGGGCACGCAUGUUGGACCGGGAGAAUUAGCACGGUCUUAGCGUGUUAUUGCUCGUAAACGUGCCGUUUCUUUGUUUUAUCCAGUGAUUCUUAAGCUGCUGAGACGCUGUAUGGCGGUAACAAGGCUCUGCUGGAAGCGGUUUGUUCGUCCAGUUUGAUGAAAACGAGGUCGGGAUCAGACGAACGUUACCGUUAGCCCCUCCUGGUCGAUUUUUUUUUAAAACUUGUUUGUUUUUUAGUUAAAGACAACAAAGCAACGUAGAUAACGAUGUCGCUGAUUGCGUCGUCUGAUUAUUUCGCUGCCGAGUGUCUGGUAUCGAUAUCUAGCGGUCCUGUUCUACACAGACCCACCCCGGUCGCCCCCGCCAACCAGCCUGCCUCGGUGGGCCUGCUCCCCGGGGAGCCCGAAGGGUCGAGUGAGGACAGGGAAGUGCGGGACACGCUGAGGCUGGAGGGAGCUAACGUGGUGGCGGUGGCCGGUAUCCUCACCGACCUACACGGCAAGUUCCGCCCCAUGUCGGCCUAUUCGGAGAACAGCAACUCCUCGUGUGGUGGGGAGAGCGGUUACACCACGUUGUCCGACCCGACCACCCCUACCAUGACCCCCACCGCCACCCCGGUCCCCGGACAGCAGCACCAGCACCGGGCCGGGGGAGCAGGAGGAGGGGUGAAGCGACACCGGUGCACUUUUAACGGAUGCGACAGAGUUUAUGGGAAAUCUUCCCACCUGAAGGCACACAUCCGGACGCACACAGGUGAGAGGCCCUUCCCGUGCGUCUGGCCUAACUGUGUGAAGAAGUUUGCCCGCUCCGAUGAGCUCGCCCGCCACACUCGCACCCACACAGGGGAAAAACGUUUCCAGUGCCCGCUGUGCAACAAGCGCUUUAUGCGCAGCGACCACCUGAUCAAGCACGCCCGCCGUCAUCCCGACUUCAAGCCAUCCAUGUUGGGGCGCAACAGGGGUGUGUCCUCGGCAUCUGAUCCGGACGUGCACAAUUAGGGUGACGUGGGUUUGCUGUGCACUGGCAUUGACGGGAGCGCAAGACAGUCAACAUUAGCUUCAAGUGAACCGUCUACAAUCAGAUCCACUAGUUAGGACUUAGCAUUGCUGUGUUGCACUAAAAACAAAUGUGCACGUAUACACAAACAUACACACACAGAGCUGGAUGCGAGGUGGGGAGUAGCCUUAUGUCUCUGUGUCCACACAGUUGAGUCACACGAACACUGUCCACCAACUCAACAACAACCAGGGUUGGGUUUGAAAAUUGUUACAAACCUAAAAGAACCAGGGACUCGUUAAGAAAUGCGGCUUUUGAUUCCACUUGUCGUUUCCUGAAAGCAAGACUUUGGACCUACUGUGCUUCCAUUUGCAUCGGCAGUUACAUGUGCGCAUGUGUGUGUGAUGUUUACAGUAUGGCAGACUAGGCUAAGCCUCAGAAAACCCAAUAAUGAUAGAGUGAAAUGUAAUCACUGCAGUUAAGGAAAGUUGGAGGCAUGAAGGUAGACUUACUGCAGGAUGAUCUGAGAAUGUAGUUUUUACUGUCCUGCAUCAGUAGCAGUGAUAUUAGACCACAAAGUUUUGUGGAUGAGAUACCAAGAAUUUAAUGCCAGGUAAAUCACGUAAGAGUUGCGAAAGUCCCAGCAUGCCUUGGAGAAGUACUAAACGGUGUUUUGCAACAUAGCCUGCUGAAAUAAAAAUCAGUAGGUUUUAACUGCCAUAGAAGUGAAACACACACAGCUAGCACAAAUGUUGUAUUUCGUUUAAACCAAAAAAUCAAAUCAAAUCAAGAAUACCUCGUUGUGGAUAACCACCUGAUGGCAGCAUACGUUUAUCACAGGAAUUUUUUUUUCUGCCUUUCGUAAAAUUUUGAUCUCAGGAUUCGAUAAGAACGCGAAUCACGAAGCAGAGUUCAGUCGACUAAAAUUAAACCCAACCCUGAAGGUAACCUCAUCGUCUCAAACUGAAACACUUUCACAGAUGGCAGGGAUUUCUUUUUCAUAUUGUCUGUACAAAUCUGCACAUUCAUCAUCAUCAUCAGCCAAAUAAUCCUCUCUGGUUUUCUUGUGGUUCAUUUCUACCUUGUCAGUAACCUUUAUUUACCAUGAGUAGCACAAUAUUGUGAUAUUAGAUAGCGAGGCGAUGGAUAGACGCUUUUUAAAAAUAUUUUUGUUUGUUUGUAGCUUUGCUGAUAUUAAGUUCUAGUGGUGACACAUUCCUUAAUGUUUUUUUUUUAUACUGCUUCAGUAACCCUCUGCAUUGAAGUCAAUAUUUCUUCAUAUAUCCAAUUCAAGUGUAGAUCAAAUACUCAUUUUAGCCUGAAAGUGGAUCAAAUUUCAAUUUAGAAGAGUUGUUUGCACGCCAUCAUUAAGGCUCCACCAGUUAUCAUCAAUGAAAUGCUGACACAUAAUACACAGCAGUAUUAUGUCUAAACCUGAUGCAAAUGUAUAUAAGCUUUAAGCUUUUAAUGUAGAAAAAAAUGGUAAUGCUACAAGCAGGAGAAAUAAUACACGUGAUGAAUUGUAGUCCUUAUAUUAGGGGUAACAUACAGUAUGUAUGCUUGAUAGAUUGGCAUUGCCUGUGAGUGUUGGUGUGUGCGUUUUUUUUUUUUAGAUUUACCUUUUUUUUUCGUUUUGUUUUUAAGCCUGCUGCCUUCAAAGUAAAAGCAUUCACUUCGUCAUCGAGGGUUUGGAGAAAGACGACAAAAUAUACACACGUGCCAGAUAUUUCUUUUAACAGCAGAUAAAUCAGAGUCUUAUGAGUAGCAUCGGGAGAGGGGGGGACAAAUCUUACUGUAACUGAUUAUGUGGAAACCAAAAAAAAAACACAUUCUGAGAAGAUCAGUUAAACUUUUUUUUUCCUCAUCUACACAGUACAGAUGUGGGCUGUGGAGUUGUGUCACUAAAGCAGCCAUUAAUAAUACUCGGGGAUGCACUGAUUGUGAAAUUCCAGGCCGGUUCCAAUGUCGGAAAAACAAAAAAUUUGGCCGAUAUCCAAGCCCAGUAUUUUUUCUACUCGCGUGUUUAGUUUUUGUUGUCGUUUAUUAACUCCUUUAUGCCCUGGAAACAAAGUAGAUCCCAGUUAAUUUGACACAACAGAUAACUAUCAGUAGAUUCAGUCUUAUAUCAGUCAUCAGCCAGUCACAUUUUUUGCUUAUAUGUCAGUGCAUCCCUGAUGAUAAAAGUUCCACCUGUGUUUGAGUUGAAUAGUGAUACACAAAUGUGGAUUUGAUUGGAACCUGUUCAGUAGAUUUAGGGAUGCUGGCACCUAAAUCUGUAUGAAAUAAUCAGUUUCGAUUUCAGGAAUGAACCCAUCAAAAAGAUUAGAUCCACGAUUUACCAAAUCAGUCAAACCUGUAAUGUAAUUAAUGUACUUAUGACCCACUUGUAGUGUCCAGGUCUGAAUAGAGAGAGAGUGUGUGUGUGUGUGUGUGUGUGUGUGUGUGUGUUAUUUCCUUUUUAAAUAUUUCCACUGUUUGUCCCACUUAUGGACAUAUUCCUUUAACUCAGUGAACACUUCUUCAGGAAACUUUGAAAGCCUUAAACUAUGUCAUAACUACUUUGCACCAUGUUUACAGUUGGAUCAUUGUAUAGGUAUGUGUGUCCUCUUGUAGGCGCAUAACAGAAACUCAUUAUGCAAUAAGCACUUUUUUCUCACAGGUAUAUUUUGCUGGAUAGUGUAAUGGCUUGCACUGUUACUGUGUUACUCCAAGUGGGCACUGUGGAACUUUGUGUUGAUGACCAGUGGUUUUUAAAAAAACAAAACAAAAAAAACUGCCUUUUCCUUUCCUUAUUUUUGUGUUUUCUCAGUCAUCCAGGCCAUCUCUUUGUUGUGUAAUGUGUCUAGAUGGGAUUGGCUUCUGUUGUUGUCCCCGGAUCUGUUUCACUUUCCUCCACAUUAAGAUCGGCGCGAUUGUCUUGCUGAUUCGUGUCACGCCGUCUCCGCGUUCCCGUUGAUUUCAUUUUAAUUGCAGCUGUUUUCUUUGAAGUGAAUGCCGAGCUUUUGAAAGUUUUCGGUUGCUGCUGGCAGUGACCUUGAACAAGUGGACUGUUUAUCAGAGGAGCAAACGCGUCUGAUAUAGACUCUCAAGCUAUAUUGUCACAAGAAGAACAUACCUCACAGUCAAAACAGUUGUUUUUAUUUCUGCAGUGUCUGUGUAAAAUCCAUCCAACCAGUCUUUCAGAAAUUCCUAUAAAACCAUCAAGCCUUGGAUUUUUAAGAAAAGAGUUGUUUUUAUCAGCCAGAUGGCCUGUUUAUGUACCCUCGUCCUUACUGACUAUAUGCAACACCUUUACUACCUGUGUAGCUGCUUCUUCUUCUUCUCCUCAGUGACCUGUUGUUGUGAAUAGACAGUAGUAGUUUAAUCUCCAUAGACAUUAACCCUUUGUAGAUCUGAGCUUUAAACUUCACUACUCGCUGGAGCAGAAGUCGAAAAAGGGGGCAUUUAAAUACAAAGUAAAAAUAUUUGCAGACUGUCAUUUCACUGAGAAUGAUGAUUGAAUAUGCUCAAUCCAAACUCUGUUUGCUCAUAUCACUGAAUGUGGCUUGGAGUCCAUUUUGGAUUUAAUUUUGCGGCGCCGCCUCACCUAUAGCUGGGGGCAAAAGGGCGAUUUUUCUUUCUUCUUGUCACCACACUAUCUCAGAUAUGCACAUUGUACAGAAAUGGAUGUUCUUUUUUUAAUCGAUGCUAAUUUUUACAUUAAUGUAAUUUUUAAAAAAGUCCUCUUAUCAAAGCUUUAGUUAGGGUAAAUGGGAGGAACCGUGGAACUAAAUAAUUGCUGCAGCAAGCUGUUUUGAUAUUUAUAUUCUCAGGUGUCUUAAAUUUUCGGCAUUGGAGUUUCAAUAUUUCCUGUGCGACACAGAAGUACAAAGCAUGGUUUUGUUUCUUAUGUUAUGCUGAUUAAUUUAUUACAUAUCGAAAAACGUAUAUGGUUUGUGUGGUUUAAUUAUUCUUUUCAUAACUCAUUUUGUGAUAUGGAACAGUACUAAUAUUAAAUGUUUCCAAUGUUUGCUUGACCUGUGCUAUUUUUAAGAAAUAAAAAUUCUUAAGUUCA